Musca vetustissima is the source of this 947-nucleotide messenger RNA. Its product is annotated as histidine-rich glycoprotein-like. The record is from RefSeq and is a predicted model, not a curated record. Lineage: Eukaryota; Metazoa; Arthropoda; Insecta; Diptera; Muscidae. The transcript has 2 exons. Bases 87 to 896 code for a protein of 269 amino acids.
CAGCGUCGAACAAACAAAGAGUUCGUAGAAAACAAAACAGUUUUAUUUUUUUGGGAUUAAACAAACUUAAGUGUGAAAUCGUUAAAAUGAAGGUAUUCUCAUGUGUUAUGGCUCUUGCUUUGGCUACCUCAGCUCAAGCUGGUCUCUUGCCUCAUCACGGUGAUGGACAUCAUGGUUUGGUUCAUCAUGGAGCUGACUUCCAUCAUGCUGAUAUCCAUCACAGCAAUGGCAUCCACAUUGGCCACUCUGCUCGUCUCGUAGUUGAUGGCCAUCAUGGUCUUGAACACCACGGUGUUGAACAUCAUCCCGUCUACCAUCAUGCUGAUCAUCACGCCGCCUUGGAAGUUGCCCAUCACGAUGCUGGUCAUCAUGGUGUGGCUGCUGUUGAUGUGCACAACGCACCCGCUGCCAAGAUCAUUCAACAUGAACCCAUCCACAAAGUGGAACCAGUCCACCAUGUCACCAAGGUGGUACAUCAUGAACCUCAUCAUUUCUUGCACUACACCAAUCCCGUUGUCGAUCAUCAUGUUGUCCACCAAAACCACCAUGUCGAUGAACAUCAUCAUGCUGCCGAUUUGCAUCACACCGAAUUGCAUCAUGGCGAUGCUGCCCAUCACGGUGAUUUGACUCAUCACGCUGAGUUGGUCCACCACGACGGUGUUUUGCGUCAUGCCGGUUUGGUUCAUCACGCCGAUGCCCACCAUCAUGCUGCUGUUGUCCAUCACGCUGAUGCCCAUCAUCAUGCUGCUGCUGUUGUCCACCACGGUGAUGUCCAUCACCAUGCUGAUUUGGUACAUCAUGCCGUGCCAGUCCAUCAUCAUAGCGCUGCUAUUGUCCACAAGGUGCAACCCGCUCACUGGCACAGCAAAGUGAAGAUUACCGAAAAACAUUAUUAAACGAUUUCACCUCCCACCAAAGAAUACGAAAACUCAACACAAUGCCACUGA